AUGAUCCGACCCGCGAUAUCAGCACGUCUUUCAGGUCCGUCUAUUACGCCCGUGACAAGGCAUUGGACACCGAGCAGAGCAGGAAGACUUUACUCGAUCGACUCGACUUCAACCUCGACGUUUUCUUCGGCUUCCUCGUCAUCUGAUCCUUCAAGCAGCAACACCUCAUCGUCCUCACCAACCCGCUCAACCUCAGCUCCUACUCCGUUGAAGUAUGCAAGCUUCAAAGCAGACCCAUUAUUCCGUCCCACCUCCUCACGUCCGCGUCAACGCAGCUGUCUCUCACGCGCACUCUUCAUCCUAGGCUGGAUGCCCGUUGCCGCGUUCAUCACCACCUAUUUCUACUCCGUUGGCAAUGUCACCGGCGGCUCAAUGUCACCCACCCUCAAUGGAUCAUACACCACCGCCUCAGCCUCCAACUCUCCCUCAGACGUCGUUCUUCUCAACCGAACCCUCAUGUACAAUCAUAACGAACUUCGACCCGGCGACAUCGUCAUUCUCAUUUCCCCCCUCGAUCCCAAAGCUUUACUCAUGAAGCGCAUUAUCGCGUUGCCGGAAGAUACAGUACGAGUUUGGGUUCCGAGCACGGGCGGGAAUGGUGGGAAAUGGGCAAGAAUCGAGAUCCCACCCGGUCACGUAUGGGUGGAGGGAGAUGCAGCGGUUGAUAUCGUUCCUGGCUCUCUGGAACGCAUCGCUAAUCAUCCUGCCUCAUUUUCUUCGGCCCCGUUGAGGAACAAGAGUAGAGACUCAAGAGAAUUCGGACCAGUGCCAAUGGGACUCAUCACCUCUCGUAUAGAAGCCAUUCUCUGGCCGCCAAGGAGGUUCGGUUACCCAGCACCACGCCCGACUGACAACGCUGCAAAGCCAGGCCAAUACCCUCCGUCAACGUCAGUAGGAAAAGAUAGGUCGACGCAGGUGAACCCAAGUCUAGCCAGAAUAUUGAAUGAAAUGACGAGUUUGGCACCGAAAUCGAGGAUGAAGGCGCAUCCGGAAGAUAGUGUAAUUAGUCCUUAUGUUGAUUGGGUUGAUCCAACUCUGGCUAAUGCUGACGAGGGAGAGGAUGGGGUGAGGGUGGAGAGGGGUGAAUAUGAUGAGAGGAGGAAAGAUACUUGGAACCAUCUGUCGAGGGGUGGGAGGUUGGGCGAUGACGCGGACUAG
Messenger RNA from Ustilago hordei, 1158 nucleotides. RefSeq lists its product as uncharacterized. Gene Ontology annotation, molecular function: serine-type endopeptidase activity. The transcript has a single exon. Gene Ontology annotation, biological process: mitochondrial respiratory chain complex assembly. The coding region runs from base 1 to 1158 and encodes 385 amino acids. Lineage: Eukaryota; Fungi; Basidiomycota; Ustilaginomycetes; Ustilaginales; Ustilaginaceae. Gene Ontology annotation, cellular component: mitochondrial inner membrane peptidase complex; membrane. The record is from RefSeq and is a predicted model, not a curated record.